Messenger RNA from Symphalangus syndactylus (siamang), 1455 nucleotides. Its product is annotated as olfactory receptor 2T2. Gene Ontology annotation, cellular component: membrane. Gene Ontology annotation, biological process: G protein-coupled receptor signaling pathway. The record is from RefSeq and is a predicted model, not a curated record. Lineage: Eukaryota; Metazoa; Chordata; Mammalia; Primates; Hylobatidae. Gene Ontology annotation, molecular function: olfactory receptor activity; G protein-coupled receptor activity.
AAUCAUCCUGAAGUAGGUGAUCUUUUCUUGAUCUCACUCUGCUUCUGACAUGCUAUUCCUGGUGGGCUCUUCCUAUGUAUCAGGUCACUAAGCUGCCAGCUUUCUGCCAUUAUAGCCCAAGGAGCUGUCAUGGACCACGGGCAUGGAGGGUCUUCUCCAGAACUCCACUAACUUCGUCCUCACAGGCCUCAUCACCCGUCCUGCCUUCCCCGGGCUUCUCUUUGCAAUAGUCUUCUCCAUCUUUGUAGUGGCUGUAACAGCCAAUGUGGUCAUGAUUCUGCUCAUCCACAUGGACUCCCGCCUCCACACACCCAUGUACUUCUUGCUCAGCCAGCUCUCCAUCAUGGAUACCAUCUACAUCUGUAUCACUGUCCCCAAGAUGCUCCAGGACCUCCUGUCCAAGGACAAGACCAUUUCCUUCCUGGGCUGUGCAGUUCAGAUCUUCCUCUACCUGACCCUGAUUGGAGGGGAGUUCUUCCUGCUGGGUCUCAUGGCCUAUGACCGAUCCCGAGAGAUCAAUCACUUUUUCUGUGAGAUCCCAGCCGUGCUGAAGUUGUCGUGCAUAGACACGUCGCUCUACGAGACCCUGAUGUAUGCCUGCUGCGUGCUGAUGCUGCUCAUCCCUCUAUCCGUCAUCUCUGUGUCCUACACGCACAUCCUCCUGACUGUCCACCGGAUGAACUCAGCUGAGGGCCGGCGCAAAGCCUUUGCUACGUGUUCCUCCCACUUUAUGGUGGCGAGCAUUUUCUACGGGGCAGCCUUCUACACCAACGUGCUGCCCCACUCCUACCACACUCCAGAGAAGGAUAAAGUGGUGUCUGCCUUCUACACCAUCCUCACCCCCAUGCUCAACCCACUCAUCUACAGCUUGAGGAAUAGAGAUGUGGCCGCAGCUCUGAGGAAAGUGCUAGGGAGAUGUGGCUCCUCCCAGAGCAUCAGGCUGGAGACUGCGAUCAGGAAGGACUAGCGGGGACUCAGUGCAAACAUCCCAGAUGCUGCAGACAAUAAUGCGGCCAUUCCAGAAAAUACGGUAUUGGUUCUGAAAAAUGUUGAGUGUCACUUUUAGCCAUUCAAAAUUAACAAAAUCAUCCUGUUGCAAGGAUUACUUAGGAACAGUAGCAAAGUUGGCGAGCAUCUCUGCAUUAGUCAACUUGUUCAACUGGAUUCACAAACAUUUCCAGAGGGCAUUCUCAGUCAAGUAGCCCUAGAAACCGUUCAUGGCAAGCCAAGCAGCCUUUGGAAGUGCCCGUGUUAACAUGUGAUCAUGAGUGUUGCCAGUCUGUAUUGCUAACGUGUGAUCAUGAGUCCUGUCUGUAUUGUUAACAUGUGAUCAUGAGUCCUGCCAGUCUGUAUUGCUGACCAACUUUUGAAUGGAAAUUGGAAGGAACAUUUGCCACCUCCUUGAUGACUUGAUUUCAAACAUUCAAUACAAGUAAAAUAUUUUCUAGUGCUAAA